AUGAAGGGUCCAGACCCCGUGGACAACGCCGACGAACGGCGGAUCCCACGGGGCGGCUCCCUCCAGGAAUCUGAGUUUCGGGUAUGGCCAGCGGCCAUCGAUCCACAGACUCCAACGGUGCCGGGCGCCAAAAGGCCCCCGGACUUCGGUCACCACAGCGGAGGCACCAGGGAGGAGCUCGGCGAGAGCCCCCCCAUAACAACCAGGCCGGGCACCGAGUGGCCCCCGAGGGGACCCAAGGCACUGCGCGGGGAGGAGGUCAUGGGGGGGGGAUCAAGCGUUGCUGGGUCCCGGAUGACACCACUGCGGUGGGUGAACCCCCCCCGGCACUGA
Penicillium mononematosum is the source of this 333-nucleotide messenger RNA. RefSeq lists its product as uncharacterized. Lineage: Eukaryota; Fungi; Ascomycota; Eurotiomycetes; Eurotiales; Aspergillaceae. The record is from RefSeq and is a predicted model, not a curated record. The transcript has a single exon. Bases 1 to 333 code for a protein of 110 amino acids.